AUGACUGCUCUUUUCAAUUUCCAGUCUCUGCUACUUGUUAUUCUUCUCAUCAUCUGCACAAGUGCCUAUGCACAUUCUAUGGCGCCAGGUUUCAUGGAUCGCAACCAGCAUGGCAUCCUUGGCGUAUUUUGGAAGUCUGCUAGGAUUGGAGAACGGCUGAGUCCGUAUAUCAGUAUAUGCUGCGUCUUUAUGGCGAUUUCCAUCUUCAUUGGAGGUUAA
This is a messenger RNA of Talaromyces rugulosus, 219 nucleotides long. RefSeq lists its product as uncharacterized. The transcript has 4 exons. The record is from RefSeq and is a predicted model, not a curated record. Gene Ontology annotation, biological process: intracellular transport; protein secretion. The coding region runs from base 1 to 219 and encodes 72 amino acids. NCBI's taxonomy places the organism in Eukaryota, Fungi, Ascomycota, Eurotiomycetes, Eurotiales, Trichocomaceae.